UCAUGCUGCUGCCAGGUCCAGAGUGUCUCAUGGGUCCCUGUACGGCCUCCCAUUGCUGCUGUCUCCAUCGCCACACUCUGCCAUGUGCCACUUUCAGGUCUCCUCACACUGCUGGUGUGUUCCAUUUUUUGUCAUAGGGUGCUGGCAGAUUACGGGCCUCCCAUAGCUGCUGCCAGGCCCCUAAUCUGCCAUGGGCCCCUGUACCGCCUCCUCAUUGCUGCUGCCAGGUCCAGAGUCUCUCAUGGGUCCCUGUACGGCCUCCCAUUGCUGCUGUCUCCAUCGCCACACUCUGCCAUGUGCCACUUUCAGGUCUCCUCACACUGCUGGUGUGUUCCAUUUUUUGACAUAGGGUGC
Molecule: messenger RNA, 354 nt
Organism: Staurois parvus
Lineage: Eukaryota; Metazoa; Chordata; Amphibia; Anura; Ranidae
Source: the annotation of a GenBank genome assembly